Molecule: messenger RNA, 1211 nt
Organism: Cynara cardunculus var. scolymus (artichoke)
Lineage: Eukaryota; Viridiplantae; Streptophyta; Magnoliopsida; Asterales; Asteraceae
Product: annexin D8-like
Exons: 4
Coding region: 3-974 (323 amino acids)
Cellular component (GO): cytoplasm
Molecular function (GO): calcium ion binding; calcium-dependent phospholipid binding
Source: RefSeq, a predicted model, not a curated record
CAAUGGCAAAACCAUUAAGCCAAAGCUCAAUUGAAGACAUUUGCAAGCAAAUCCAUGGUUCUUUGGGCAAUUUUAGUCUCUUGGUUCGUGUUUUCGCUGGUCAAUUGACGCAACACGAAUGCCAGAAGACCCGCGAAAGAUACAUGGAGAUGUAUGGUGAAGACUUGUUUGAUCGUUUACGAAACAAGAUUGAUGGUCAGGCAUCAAAAACAUGCAUGGUCUUGUCGUCUCUGAUGCUUAGCCCGCAUGAACGCGACGCUAUCGUGGCUAACAAUGCCAUUUUUAAGCAAAGGGGUAGUGUCAACUACAAGGCUCUCAUUGAGAUUUAUGUUGGUAGGAAAUCAAGCCAUUUUUUCCUCAUCCAACAAGCUUAUCAAACCAAAUUUAGAAGGCAUUUGGACCAAGAUGUUAUGAGCAUUGAACCCCCACACUCUUUCCAAAAGAUGUUAAUGGCAUUGGCUGCAUCACAAAAAGCUCAUAGUGCAGAAGUUAGUGUACACAUUGGCAAAUGUGAUGCCCAAAGGCUAUUUCAAACUGGUGAAGCAAGACCUGGAGGGUUCAAGAUUGAUGAAGGAGUUGUGUUGGAAAUUCUAAGUAAAAGAAGCAUUCCACAACUCAACCUCACUUUCUCAAUCUAUAAGCAUAUUUAUGGCCAUAGUUACACAAAGCAUUUCAAGAAUAAAUAUGAUGGAGAAUUUGAAGCCGCCUUGAAAUUUGUGGUGAAGUUUCUAAACAAUCCACCAAAAUAUUAUGCAAAGGAAUUAGAAGCGAGUAUUAAAGGAAGAAAAAACGAUGAGGGUGACUUGGAACGUAUAAUGAUGAGUCGGAGUGAGAUCGAUAUGAACAAGAUAAGAAAAAAUUACAAGAAUAAAUACGGGAUGGAUCUGAGAGAUGCGAUCAUGGAGAACGUCCCAGUUGGGGAUUUUAGAGACUCGAUCAUGGCGUUAACAAGCAAGACUAGUAUUGACUCAUGACGGACUCUUUUUCACGUCAGGCUGGAUUUUUCAUAUAAUUAUUGAUAGAUCUGAUAUCAUGUCGGUGUAAUUCUAUUAGAACGUUAAUUUUGUUAUAUAUGAGUUUGGAUCAAAUAGGGUGAAAUCAGAACGUUUUGCUAGUAACUCAUAUUAUAUUUGUUCCAUAAUGGCCUAUCAAAGAGCCAUAUUAUUAUUACAUGAAUUGAAUUAAUAAAAGUACAUAUCAUAAUUAAAACA